This is a messenger RNA of Fusarium keratoplasticum, 879 nucleotides long. RefSeq names its product NmrA domain-containing protein. The transcript is spliced from 3 exons. Bases 1 to 879 code for a protein of 292 amino acids. The record is from RefSeq and is a predicted model, not a curated record. NCBI's taxonomy places the organism in Eukaryota, Fungi, Ascomycota, Sordariomycetes, Hypocreales, Nectriaceae.
AUGCCGACAUUUCUCGUCGUAGGCGCAACAGGCCAACAGGGCGGUGGCGUUGUGGAAGCCCUCCUCGCAUCAGACCGCCCCAACCUGACAAUCCGAGCCCUGACACGAAACCCAUCGUCAUCAUCCGCCCAGGCUUUGGCGCGUCGCGGCGUGCAGCCAGUCAAGGGUGAUCUGCUUGAUCGCCAAAGCAUCUCCAAGGCGCUUGAGGGAGUCGACGCUGCGUAUCUUGUGACUGACUUUCGGGGCCCGGAGGAUGUGGAGGGCGAGCUCAAGCAGGGGAAGCAAUUUGUGGACAUUGCUAAGGAGACUGGCGUCAAGCAUCUGGUCUUCUCGUCCGUGGCGGGAGCCGACAUCUCCCAGCCCGUGGAGCAUUUCUACAGCAAAUACAAGAUCGAAGAGUACAUCAGAGAAUCAGGCCUCAACUGGUCAGUUAUCCGACCCGUGGGCUUUAUGGAAGUAGUCCCUCCUCCAGGCGUCGGCCGGUUCUUCUUUCUCAGUGCCAUGGCCUCCCUCAUGGGCAACACCAAGCAGAAAUACGUAGCCUGCAAGGACAUUGGCAAGGCGAAUGCUCUCGCUCUCUUGAACCCUGAAAAGUUCAACGGAAAAGUUGUGACGAUUGCCGGCCAGGUCGCUGAUGUGGACGAGCUUCAGAGUGCCUUAGAGAAGGGAGAGGGCAAGAAGGGGUGGGGGAGAAUCUGGUUGCCUCGGUGGGUGAUUAUUCGGCUGACGCCGCAUCAUUACCGGCAAAUGUUUGAUUGGUUGUACCAUGACAACUGCCAACCGGGAAGCGUGCAGGAGACUAAGGAGUUGAUUCCUGACUUGUUGUCGAUCGAGGACUGGGCAAGGGAGCAGAAGAACCAGCGAACUAAGAGCGAAUAA